AUGCCCCUGACACUGGGUUGUGUUUCCGACAGUACAGGUUUGGAUGCUAGCACAAGUGGCCACGGGCUGUUUGCUUUGAGUUUCGGUUUAUGUUAUGCUUGUGGUUUCUGUGUCUUUGUUUUCAGAAGCCUGUCACGUUCAGACGUGUCGAGGCAGAUCGGGACUUCAGGGAAUAGAAUCAGAGGAAGAGUGGAAAGUCAAGUGGCCGUUCGGCAGAGCCUGAUCUGGGAGGAUGAAGGAGGAAUGUGGGCGGAUUGUGUCAGCUGCCUUGAAGUCUGCUCAACGAGUUUUAGGCUUCACUUCCUGCUCCGUGCCUUCUGUCAUCACCUGUCAGGUAGGAUAGGUGUUGCACUGAGUGCUAAGAGAGCACACACACUGAGGUUAUUCCUCAGACGGAGCUUGGUUGCACUAUUGAGUUUGAAAUCGGGACUGAUGAAUCUGUACAGGAGUUUCGGGUGUUUGCUGGAGACCUGGGUGGCUGAGGGUUACCCGGUUGAAUGCUCAAGAUCAGCAGAGGCUUUUGAAAAAAAACUGGACCAGAAUGGCAGCGACUCAGCAUCUGCAGACUCUUUAAGGCUCACAGGAGCUGCUGUCAGGUCUGAAUCAGAGGACUCUGGAGUGGAGUUGCCAUCUGUGGUCAGCCCUUUGACCGCUCAGCAUCGUGUCCUAACUUCACAGGCUUCGCAGCUAGGAGAGAAUGAUUUACGUCCCACAUCUUCCUCACCAGCUCUUUCUCAGUGCUCAUCAUCCUCCUCAUGUUUCUCACCACGGGAAAGUUUUAAAGUGCUUAAAGGAGGUACAAAACCUUCAGAGACAACCGGGCUGAGGGUGGAGGAGGCACUGCAGAGAACAGAGCCAGCCUGGAGAAGAAGCGUGGAUGGUAGAAUUCGACGUCGUAACACGACUUCCAUAUCCAGCAGUCCUUCCACACCCUCGAUUCGCUCCAGAGUUGGAAGCGUAGGUCCAGGAAGGCCUUACAUACAGCCGGCUGAUGAGCAGAGAUCGUCAGAAACUCCUAGAGUAACGCACACACCGCAGCAGCCUGCUAUCAAUACGAGAGACCUUCAAGAGGCUGCAUGUGCCACUGGACCUGACUGGGAUCAUCUGCCUCCUGGGUUUCUGUACCUAGAGCAAAUGUGCCGCAUGUUAGAGGAGAUCGCCAGGCUCCAGAGGGAGAACCAGAAGCUGCAGCGGGUGAUAAUGAACAGCCGUGACGAGAUGGAAGAGACGGAGAUUAAGGCUGCCUGCACGCAGAACACACAUAUCGACUCCACAGACGGUGAGAAGCUUGACUUCAUUGACGUCGAAGCUCAACCAGGACUUUCCUCUGAGCCGUUCCGUCGAAGGAGCGUGUCCGAUACGUGGACUUUUAUCAAACAGCGAAAUAAAUCUAAAGCCCCUCGAGCUGAGCACUUCCCAUCUACAGAUAUUUUACUGGAAGAGCCUGAAACCCCACAGUCGCCGGUUGAAAUGGAGCAGCGGAAGGCGAGUAACAGCCUGAAAGUGAAGAUUAGCUCACUCAGAUGGAAUGAAAAGUCAAAAGCAGCCAAGGGCAGCAGCAGCUCACAAAAUGAGAAAAAGAGGACAUUUGGACAAUUUUUCAAGAACAGAAGAAAGACCACACGAUUCUGACCUGGACUCGAAUUGUAUUAAUAAUACAAAUAAACGGACACAAUGCAAUGUGGAAAUUCUUCACACCUUCCAUCAACCUGCCAUUUGUAUACGGAUAUUUAUAUACGAAACUCAAAUGAUCAAAGAUUCAUGUUGCCUAAAUCUAGCAUUACAUCUGGAAUACCCCUCCUUUUCAUUUUCAUCAGGCUAUAUAUGUGAUUUUGAACACUCAUUGAAAGAUAGAAGUGCAAAACCAUGAAACCAUAAUGGAUGGAGAUUAUGAGCAUAUUUAUGACAUUUCCAGCUAAUGCUAGCUUCACUAUAAUUUAAUUUAAAUCAAGAAAGCCAGGCAUGGAUGUUAAAGGUGUGAAUGGGUGUUAAAGAGUUGGUGCACAUCCAAAAAGUGUUUCAGGAUAGAGUUCAGAGGUUUUUGGGUAAGGUGCAGAGCCUGAGUGGGUCGGGGAUGACUCAGGCUUGUACUGCACAUUAACCUGUUUAUUCCAGAAUUACAUUCAUAAAAACCUAAAUAAUUAAGUCUUAUUAAAGAUUGCCAGUAUUUAAUAGAUAUUAUAAAUGCAUGUUAGAUGCAUUAAGGUUAAGCACUUACGGUGUCUUAGGCAUUUACUGUACACUGGUGUACACUGUUACUAAGGAGUAUGAUUUUAAUUAUUAAAAAAUACUCUUUAACCUUAAAAAAAAAACUCAGGUAGGUCAAAGAAGCACUCUGAAAUUUCUCAGGAUUUGAGGACAUUGGAUAUUUUGCCAUGUGUAUUGGUAUUUUGUUAUAUUUUUAUCUUUUGUAUUGUGUGCUGCUAAAUUAUUACGAACAGAAGAGGUGUCUAUCUCUGUCUCUUGCUUCGUCUUGUAAUUUGUGUAAUGUGGAAUGUACAGAUGUACAGUAUAAUGCUGUUAUGCUUGUAUAUACUCAUGUUUAUAGAACAUGAUCAUUUUGUCUGAGAA
Molecule: messenger RNA, 2571 nt
Organism: Tachysurus vachellii
Lineage: Eukaryota; Metazoa; Chordata; Actinopteri; Siluriformes; Bagridae
Exons: 6
Coding region: 1-1632 (543 amino acids)
Source: RefSeq, a predicted model, not a curated record